GUUACUAUAGAGCAAAGACCUUUUUGGAUGACAAAUUAUAAGUAGCGGAUCUCAAGCCUAUGCUCGAGGCUUUUCUUCUUGAUCCACUCUUCAUCUUCAUCGAGUUUCCAUUUCAUUACCAUUUGUACAAUCAUUCUUCAAUCUGCAUUUGCAAUCCAUUUCAAGUUGUUCUUCUGGUUACUAACAGCACCUUUCACCACCACCCUUUUGAUCUCCAGCAUUUCAUUUUUGUUGAUUCCACCAGCCUUCUGCUAUUAGAGUAGUACUGUCAACGGGAACAUCUAUUGACUGGUUUUACAAGUUCACCUUGAUUUUUGAAGAGCAUGACAUUUUGCUUCUUGGGAGAUUAAGUAUUUCGAUAAUGAGUUGAUACUUUGUGGAAACCCAAGUGGUGUUUUUGAGAAAAUUGAUUAGUGUUGUGGGUUAUGGAGCACCUGCCUGUUGAGGUCAUUGGUAACAUACUGUCCCGGCUCAGUGCUGCGCGAGAUGUGGUGGUAGCCUCCACAACAUGUCAGAAAUGGCGAGAAGCUUGCCGCAAACACCUUCACACGCUUUCAUUCAAUUCCAAUGAUUGGCCUGUGUAUCGGGAUUUAACAACUAGUCAAUUGGAAAUCUUAAUAACGCAAACAAUUUUUCAAAGUACUGGAUUACAAGGUCUAUCAAUCUUAAUGGAUGAUGUUGAAGAGUUCUUGGGUUCCACUGUUAUUGCAUGGCUCAUGUACACCAGAGAAACGCUUCGGCAAUUGUUUUAUAAUGUUCGGACUGCUCCAAAUGUAAACAUUCUAGAAAUUUGUGGGAGGCAAAAGUUGGAAAUGUUGGUCUUGGGCCAUAAUUCUGUCACAGGAGUUGAACCCAAAUUUCAGAGAUUUCCUUGUUUGAAAUCUCUUUCUUUGAGGUAUGUUAGUAUUUCAGCAUUGGAUCUGAGCCUUUUGCUAAGUGCAUGCCCAAAGAUUGAAACCUUAGAACUUGUCAACCCAGAGAUAGCAAUGUCAGAUGCACAAGUGACUGUUGAGCUGAGCAGUCCAACAUUAAAGAGCAUUUAUGCAGAAAGAAUCAGUUUGGAAAAGUUUAUAUUGGAGGCUGAUAGCAUUCAGCGUUUGCACCUGAAAGCUUGUGCUCUUGAGGUCUUUGAACUCAUUGGAAAGGGGACCUUGAAGCAUUUCAAGAUUGAUGAUGUUAGUGUCUUUCAUCUUGAUAUCGGUGAUAAUGUUGAAAACCUUGAGAUUGUAGAUAUUAGCAAUUUUACAAUUAUAUGGCCAAAAUUUUACCAGAUGAUCUCGAGAUUGUCAAAAUUGAGGAGGCUUCGGCAUGGGAUGUGAUUUUUUUAUGAUGAGGAUGAGAUUGUGGAUUUAGAAACGAUUGCUGUCUGUUUACCACAGCUGAGUCAUUUGUCAUUGAGUUAUGAUUUAAGAGAUGGAGUGCUUCACUAUGGUUUGCAAGGAUCUUCUCAUCUGGAGAAUGUUACUUUCUUGGAGCUUGGGUGGACUCUAAUCAAUGAUAUCUUCAUACAUUUUGUUGAAGGGCUGUUGAAACGAUGCCCAAGUCUUAAGAAAUUGGUUAUUCAUGGGGUUGUUUCAGAAGCCAAAACCCAUGAAGAAUGCCAAACGUUAGCAAAUUUCACCUCAUCCAUCGUCCAGCUCAUGAGACAAUACAUGUAUGUAGAGGUGCAGUUUGACUAUGAGUAGAAACAUUGCAACAAAUAUGUGAAAUUCCAGUUUUGUUCAAUUGUAAAAGCGCAUAUGCAGGUAAAUUUUACAGCUUGUUGAGCAUGAGCAGCUUUUUGCAUUCUAUAUGAUAGUUGAUCUGUCUUCCCCUGAUUGAUUUAGUAGUUUCUUAAACAAAAAAUGGCUCAAGAUCUCUCUCUCUCUCUCUCUCUCUCUCUCUCUCUCACACACACACACACACACACACACACAGAGUUACAUGCUCAUGUGCAAAAAAAGGUGUGCACACACAUCCACACAUGCUAGUGCACACUGUCUUCUGUUGUUUUUCCUUGCUGAUUUGCCUCCUUUUUCGUAUGCCACUUUUGUAAUCUUUCUUCAAGUGCCUUCAAGUGCCAUUGAUCGGAGUUACACAGUUUACCUCUGGUAUUUGUCUCGGUUGUCUUUUUUCCUUAUUUUGUUGUAACUUAUAGUUGUGGUAGCAAUGCAGUUACAAAUUUAUUGUGAUAUUGCUGUCACUUCUCCCAAAUUUGAAUGUUAUUACGCUUCCACUUCAAAAGGCAUCUGUCUUUUAUAUGGUUGAGACUGUAGGUUUAAAUACAGUUAUUCACUGGAGCUACUCUGAUACAGAAAGCAUACGUCUUAUUGCUAUUUUAAAUCUAUUUUAAAAUGACUGAUUUAGAAGAAAGACUAAAAUAAAGUGUGGUGUAAUUUUUCUGUCCUUUCACUUAAAGCGUUGAGUAUUAUUAAUGGCUGGCAAUUGGGGCCUUGAUUACCUCAUUCAAUGAAAGGAUCCUCACUUGUCAGCUAUAUGUUGGCAGAUGGGUAGGAAUUGCCUAGUUCUGAAUUAGGGUAACAUGUGAAAAAGGAAUUAUUUUUUUUCUCCACCGGAAUCUUAUGAUUUCUAUAACAGCUGACCAUUUCUACUUCUUUUGGUUUUAAAGGAUUCUCGAAGUGUUAGUCCUUAUAAAGAGGAGUGUGCGACUAGGAGUUAGAGCCAGGAGGAGUCAUUAUGUUUGAGAGACCUUGAAAUUCUUAUAAUUGGUUGGUGGCUGUUGAACAGUGAAAGAUGUCAGCUUACCUGACUAUCUUCACACCUAUUUCAUUUUAUAAUGACAACUUAUUAUAAUUUAUGCUACUGUUUACUUAAUUGAUCUCUGUGACCAGUUAGCUAGUAUUUCCAAUAUUCUUCAAAUGUACAUUAAAAUAUCUUCGUUGCAUGUUGAAUGUCACAUCUCCGCCAUCAUUGAUAGUUUUGUUCCUCUGCUACAUUCUUUUUGGUGAUGUGAAAAGUUUCUUGCCCUUGUUGUGAUCAGUCCAUCUUGGAGUUUAUGUCUCUUGUUUCUGCACCAGGAGCUUUAUCUAAUUGAAUUGAUGAUAGAUAAACUGCAUUCUCAUAAAUAGUCAUAUGUUGAUGCAUAUGCCUGAUUCAUCAGCUAAGUCCACUUCAGUGAUCAAUAUGAUCAUUCCUUGCUAAGGCUAAUUUAUGAUAGCUGGAGCCUGGAUUUCUGAUUAGAUAGGCAGCUGCAAAAGACAGAUUCGAUGGAAAGAUAUAGGAAAAAGAAUGAAGAAAUUAAUUUAAAGACUGUCAGUUGAUUAUAGAAACAAGCGUAACGUUUAGUUGUGUGAUAGAUAAUAGAGAAUGUUGUCUGAAUAUAAUGAAAAAUUAGGCAUCUUGCUUUUUCAGGUUUCUUUUAGUUUUGGAUUUUUAGCAUGUUGUCCAUUGGGAUAUCAGACACCAGAUUGUGUCUUCUGGCCUUUUCACCUUGAAUUCUAGAUGAGGAUUUUUAUCAUUUUUGUUUUUCUGUGUUGGGGUAUUGAGCGGUUUGCAACCUGGAGUCUUUGAGUAUCUAUCCUCCUCUGUUUGAUUGGAUAUUCACAUCUUGCAUUAAUUGUAGUGUGAAACAAGAGCUAUGCUGCUAAAUUUCUUCACGAGAAUACGUAUACAGGCUAUGAUACAUAUCUACACAUAUAUGGUUGAGUUCAAAGAAAGAGUUCUGUGGAAAACGGUAAUGUAUGAUCAUUUGGACUCAUUAAUUAAGUAUAAAAACGCCAUAUUAAGACACUAAAUAAUUUUUUUUCCUUAGACUACGUCUUUGCAUGGCCCCCUGGAAAUGCACAUGGAGUCUUCGGCCUUGAUCACUGUAUAUUAUGGAAAUUAACAUAGUAUUUGAGGCUAUGUAGCAUUCAAGUUAAUAUACCACAUUUAAGGCAUACUUCGACCACUUGUUUAUACCAUCCCAUUUUGGUUUUUAUUUGAGACAUUAGGGUCACCAAUUUGUUCAUCCAGAGGUUUAUGGGAUAAGGUGCUUCACUGAUUUUCAUGUUCUCUUCCUUCCCUGUUUUCAAACUGAAUAUUCUAUGGCAUUUUUUCUGAGUUUUGAACAGCCAGAAAACUUUUAUGUGAAAUGGUUAUAGUUCUAAGACCGUAGAGUGAAAGAUUCCUACUCAAAAUUAUGGUGGUUUAGACUUUUUGAAAAGUCUGUUGAGAUAUAUUUUUGUUGUGCUCUGGCAAUCUCUUUUCUAACAUGGACAGGAAUAUAAAGACCACUAGGCCAGUCGUGCCCACCGUUUCUGGAGUAUUUCUUGAGGUGCUAAUUGCAUAAAAAGUUGGCACUAGGCAUGAGCAGAGUCCCACAUUGCCUGGGUACCUUUGAGAUGUGUUGUAAGCUGAUUUUAUGGAUGUGUUCUAUUGAUAGAUUUAGCACGGUAUUAGCUAUAGGGCAGGUGUACUGCAGGGAUGGUGGGUUCACAUAGUUGCAUUUCCUGCCCGAAGUAGAAUGGGACAGCCGAGUGGCUCCAGCCCUAGCUCUGAGAUGAAGUGUUAGCCUACUUUGACAUUGCCUUGGUACCUUUAAGAUAUGCAACAUAUAAUCAUGAGACCCUCUUAUAAGCCGGUCGUAAAGGAUGCGCUCUACUUACAGGUUUUCUAGUCAUUGUGGAUCAGUCACAUUUAUCUAGAUAUGUUUUGUUUGCAAAAAUCUGUGAACUUCCAACAUACAAUAGAAAGAGCCUGAUGGUCAAGUGCUUAUUCUCGUGUUUCUUUCUGAUCAAAAGACAUUUGGAGGCCCUGGGAAGACGCUCUGUUAAAUCUGAUCAUGGCCACCAAAGCCUGCCCUUGUCUUUGAAGUAUGUUGAUAAUUAUGGAUUUUUGUUGCACAGAAGUUUCACAUGUACUUGAGUAUACAAGCAUUGCAUUGAUUGCAGACUUAUUUGUUGUUCCAAUAAAUACAUUUUCAAACCGGCGCUAAAUUGCUUGUGAGCAUCCUAGUGGUGGUUCCUUGAAU
Messenger RNA from Prunus dulcis (almond), 4951 nucleotides. Its product is annotated as F-box/LRR-repeat protein At1g67190-like. The record is from RefSeq and is a predicted model, not a curated record. Gene Ontology annotation, molecular function: protein binding. The transcript is spliced from 3 exons. Lineage: Eukaryota; Viridiplantae; Streptophyta; Magnoliopsida; Rosales; Rosaceae.